Molecule: messenger RNA, 843 nt
Organism: Sordaria macrospora k-hell
Lineage: Eukaryota; Fungi; Ascomycota; Sordariomycetes; Sordariales; Sordariaceae
Cellular component (GO): EMC complex
Source: RefSeq, a predicted model, not a curated record
AUGCAACUCCUAACCACCACUCUCGCCUUCCUGGCCGCCUCGGCCACGACCGCCCUCGCGGCAGCACUCGCCCAUCCUCCCCAAACCUCGAUAACAAUAACCCUCCCCUCCGCUCCUCCCGGCGACACCUUGGGCGGCAAGCUCUUCGUCUUCCCGCCCUCGACGCACGGCACGCUCUCGACCUUCGGACAGACCAAGUCCGCCCCGCUCAGCGUCGCCAACACGCUCGUGUUCCGCAACGUCACGCAGGGUUCCUACCUGUUGGACAUCCACUGCGCGACGCACGCGUUCGCGCCCUUGCGGGUAGACGUGGCGCCCGUCUUGGAUGGCGUGCUCGAGGAGGGCGAUGGCCAUGGUCAGGUCAAGUUGGAGGUGAAGGCGUGGGAGACGUAUAGGGGGAAUGAUUGGGAUAAUAAGGGGGAGGAGGCGCCGAGGCAGAAGCUGAGCAAUGCAGGAGAUAAUAACGGGGUGGUGUUUGGAGCGAAGGUGUUGGGUGAGAAGGGAUAUUUUAUGGAGAGGGGUAAAUUCUCCGUUCUCUCGAUCCUCAAGAACCCCAUGAUCUUGCUCGGUUUGGUCAGCAUGGUCAUCUUCCUUGGCAUGCCCAAGUUGGUUGAGAACAUGGACCCCGAAACGCGCGCCGAAUGGGAAGAGAAUCAGAAGAAGAACCCUAUGAACGCUCUCAUGGGCGGCGGUGGUGCUCCUGCGGCGUCGAACUUUGAUAUGGCUGCUUUCCUUGCUGGUACCAGCAGCGCCAAGCAGGAGGAGUCUUCUUCUGGUGCUGGUGAGGGGACAGCGAGCGCUGGUGGCGGCGGCCACCAAGGCGGCAAGAAGAGGAGGGGUUAA